AUGGUGGAGCGAUCAGAUAAACGCUACAGCUCUGGAGUAUUUGUCGAUGAAGAAGGCUCUGGCUUUCGUCGCAAAGGCAGUCGUCAUUCAUCGAGAGUUGAGUUGUCAGCCCAAAAACUUUAUCGCCCAGAAUUUGAUUCCGUCAUGAGAGGAGAAGAAGCUAAUGAAAAACUCUGGGAACUUAUGGCAGAAUAUAGCUCAGGGCAGCUUAUUGCUCCAAUUGGAAAUCGAACUAUUUGAACCAAAAAGUCCCAACAAGCUAAAAUUGCAUUAUAUUUCAACUCUUGCACAAAUUUUGCUCAAAUAACUCAACAAUUUCAGUCUCAAUUAGUAGCCUAGGCGAGCAAUAAGAAAUCCUAAGCUAUACAUAGACUCUGAAAAAUCCACAAUUCAAAAAUCAAUUGUAGCCCACGUCGAGUAUACUUUGGCUCGCACUCGUUUCAAUUUUGAUAAAAAUUCCUGUUUCAAAGCUACAGCUCUUUCAAUUAGAGACAGACUAAUUGAAAGCUGGAAUGACACCCAGCAGCUUUUUACAGCAGAAGACAAAAAGCGAGUCUACUACAUGUCAAUUGAGUUUCUUAUCGGCAGAUCAAUGCAAAACGCUUUGGUAAAUUUAGGCCUUGAAGAUAAAUAUAGAGAAGCUCUUGAAGAAGUAGGCUACAAGCUGGAAGAGCUCUAUGACGAAGAAGUCGAUCCUGGCCUUGGAAAUGGAGGUCUUGGAAGACUUGCAUCUUGCUUCUUAGACUCUUUAGCCACUUUAGACUAUCCAGCUUGGGGGUAUGGGAUUAGAUAUGAUUAUGGAAUUUUCAGACAGAUGAUUGUCAAAGGCUACCAGGUCGAAAUGCCUGACUACUGGCUUGCACAGAUGAACCCUUGGGAAAUUGAACGCUCUGAUGUGUCAUAUGAUGUAUACUUCGGAGGAAGAGUUGAAAAAAGGUGGGAAAAUGGCGUAGAAAAAUCAAAUUGGAUCCCAAGCGAAACAGUUAAAGCUGUAGCCUAUGAUAACCCAAUACCUGGAUAUGACACUUUCAAUACUAUUAACUUAAGAUUAUGGAAAUCAAUCCCUACUAAUGAAUUUGAUUUCCAAAGCUUUAACCAAGGAGAUUAUUUCAGAGCUAUUGAAACAAGGCAAAAAGCUGAAUAUAUCACUUCGGUGCUUUAUCCUAAUGAUUCAACACCAAGUGGGAAAGAACUGAGACUUAGACAACAAUAUUUCUUCUGCUGUGCAACCAUACAAGAUGUUAUUCGAAGAUUUUUAAAGAAAUCAAGAGAUUGGGAAGAAUUUCCUGACAAAGUGGCGAUUCAGCUAAAUGAUACGCAUCCUGCGAUUUCUAUACCAGAGCUGCUUACUCUAUUUUAAUUGAGAUAACUAUUUGCUAAUUCUUAAAAGGAUGAUAAUUAUUAUUUUUAAAAAAUUUAUAUUAAAAUGAUAUAUUUUUUUUUCCCUCGAUUUUGGAAAUCCAUUGAAAUGUUUUAGGGAAAAUCUAAUUCAUUUCAGAUUUGUUUUAAAAUGCAGUUUGUCUGAAUUUUAAUGAAUUAACUGUAGAUAUUAUUAUAAGAAUCAUUAUUUAUAUGUAAAUUUUUUUUAUAAAAAAAAUUUUUUGCUUAUUCGGAAUGGAGAUUAAUUUUUCCAUAGUUUUUUGCUCGAUCUUAAAAGGGAAGAGUUAGAGUUUUAGUGGAUAAGUAUGGACUAGAGUGGCAAAGAGCUUGGAAUAUUUGCUAUAAGGUAUUUAGCUAUACCAAUCAUACAGUUAUGCCCGAAGCUUUGGAAAAAUGGAGUAUUGAGCUCUUUGAAAGGCUUCUUCCAAGGCAUUUGGAGAUUAUUUAUCUGAUCAAUUUCCACUUUAUGAACCAGGUUGGCCAAAGAUAUGGUGAGGAGGUUUGCACAUAUUUUUUAUAUACUAUUUUUAUAUAUGUCAAUUCCCUAAUGCCAAAAAUUACUUAAGAUAUGCCAACGAUCCUAAAAAAUUUGAUAUCAUGGGCUACAUGUCCCUCAUUGAAGAAUCAAGACCAAAGACAGUCCGUAUGGCUAAUCUCUGCAUUGUUGGAUCUCAUGCCGUAAAUGGUGUUGCAGCCCUUCAUUCCAACCUUCUAAAAACUCAGCUAUUUGCUAGAUUCCACGAGUACUUCCCUAACAAAUUCCAAAAUAAAACCAACGGAGUCACCCCAAGAAGAUGGAUUAAAUGUUCAAAUAAGCCUCUUUCAGACCUCUACCAAAAAUACCUCGAAUCUAAUAGCUGGCUAUCAGACCUUACUGAAACCAAAUCCUUGAUGAGAUUUAUUGAUAAUGAAGAAUUUAAAGAAGAAUUCAGACUCGCAAAGCAGCAAAAUAAAGAAAGAUUGGCCCGCUGGAUUGAAAAAGAGUGUGGAAUCAGAGUGCCUACUGACGCAAUGUUUGACAUUAUGGUAAAAAGAAUCCAUGAAUACAAGAGACAAAACUUAUUUGCUCUUUAUAUGAUUCAUAGAUACUUUACCCUCAAAGCAAUGAGUGUUGAUGAUAGAGCAAAACAAGUUAAAAGAGUCUUUAUGGUAGGAGGAAAAGCAGCUCCAGGCUAUAUUGCUGCCAAAAAAAUCAUCAAACUUAUCAAUUCAAUUGGAGAUGUCGUUAACAAUGAUCCUGAUAUAGGUGACCUGAUGAAAGUCGUCUUCCUUCCAAACUACUGCGUUUCUAGUGCACAAAUUAUCAUCCCAGCCGCUGACCUGACUGAACAAAUUUCUACUGCAGGAACUGAAGCAUCAGGAACCAGCAACAUGAAAUUUGUGAUGAAUGGAGCCAUCAUAAUGGGAACAAUGGAUGGCGCCAACGUAGAAAUUGUAGAAGACGUCGGUAUCCAAAACUCAUUUAUAUUUGGUGCAAGAGUCCACGAGGUUGAUAAACUUAGACAGCAUAGUGGGCAGCCAGCAGGGACUCGCUUACAAAAACUCUUUGAUGCAGUCAAAAAUGGGACUUUUGGCAACCCGAAAGAAUUAUCAUCACUUAUUGAGUCACUUGAGCAUAAUGAUGUGUACCUUGUCAAGUCUGAUUUUUAUUCUUAUAUUGAAAAACAAGCUGAAGCUGAUGCGACUUAUAAAAAUCAAGAUCAAUGGCUUAGGAUGUCGAUUACGGGAGCGUUAAAUAUGGGGAGAUUUUCAAGUGAUCGCACUAUAAAAGAGUAUGCAGAUGAAAUUUGGGACUUGGAAUCUGUAGAAAUUCCAAAACCUAGCCUCAAUGCUAUGUCAAGAGUUAAAAGCCAGCCGAAUAUUAAUCCUGCACAAGAAAGACUGGAAAAAAGAAGACAUGAAGAUCAGGAGAUUUCUCAUAAUAAAAUUGAAAGCAUCCCAACAGAAGAUCUGGAGGCAAGCUUGAUGAAAGAUGAAGAGGAAGAUAAAAUUCCAAAGUAUUUAUAUACUUCUUAA
Messenger RNA from Blepharisma stoltei, 3396 nucleotides. NCBI's taxonomy places the organism in Eukaryota, Ciliophora, Heterotrichea, Heterotrichida, Blepharismidae. The record is from the annotation of a GenBank genome assembly.